Molecule: messenger RNA, 1899 nt
Organism: Insectozyma verbasci
Lineage: Eukaryota; Fungi; Ascomycota; Pichiomycetes; Serinales; Debaryomycetaceae
Source: the annotation of a GenBank genome assembly
AUGCAGAGCAGAAGUUCAGUUAAAUCAAAUAAAUCAAGUGGAAAUAUGAAUUUGAAUGCUAAUGAUCAACCAUCAUCAUCAUCCCAAUAUGUUAUCAAACUUAAUAGAACUCCAAGUUAUUUAACACCAUCGCAAAGAUUGAAAUUAAGAAAAAUGAACUUGAAUAAUUCGAUAGCUCAAUUUAAAUUUGAUGAAACAAAUAUAAAUAGGAAUAAAAUGUCAUAUAAUAACAAUAACAAUAACAAUAACAAAAAACGCGGUGUAAUAAUAGAUGAUAAAGACGAAAUUAUCGAUGAUUAUGUUUUCAAUGUCCCUUAUAGUCAAGAAUUAACCUCUAUAAAUCAAAGAGAUAAAUUUUUAUUUGAUAAUCAAUCAAGAACUUUUUCAUUUUCAACAAAUGAUUCAACAAGAACAAAUUCAAUAAUAUCUCAUGUUAGUUUCAAUGAUUCAGUUUCAUCAAUAGGAUUUGAAGAUGUUUCACCAAUAACUCCUAAUGAACAUAAAUUCUAUAAAAAUUUAAAUCACUCAAAUUUGACAAAUCAAGAUUUUAAUAAAAUAUCAAAAGAAGCUCAAGAAUUAACUGUUUUAUUUAAUAAAGAUGAGUUUUCUCAAAUAUAUGAGGAAAGUUUUCAAAAAAGAAAACUAUUAUCAAAUUUUAAAAAUCUACAACUUAUUAAAAAUAAUAAAGUUGAGAGUAAUCAACAUCACACUUUUACGAGACCAACUUGGUUACCUCCAAAAUCCGUAAAUGAGAAAUCAAAACAUCAACAAGAUGCAGAUUAUAUACUAUACAAUGCAUUAUACAAAGAGAAUCAAUUACAACAGAAAAGAUUAAUUGAAUUAAAUAAAAAUAUGAAGCAAAGAAAGCACGAUAUAUCGAAAUGGGAUUCAAAUUUAUUAAAAUUAACAGAUAAAAACCAAAUUGAUUAUGAUAAAUUAAAUGAAAUGAUCUUUACCGGAGUUUCACCCGAGAUUAGAAACAAUGUAUGGUGGAAAAUUAAUUUAUUAAAACAUAAUAAACUAUUUAAUGAAUCAUUUUGUGAAAAUUAUUUUGAUAAAUUUCUAAUUAUUCAGUCAAAAUUAAAACAUUUAAAUUAUUUAAAUGAUAAUCAAGAAAAUAUUGAAAUAAUUAAACAUGAAUUAAAUUCAAUUGUUUUGCAUUUUAAACUUUCAAGUUGGGUAAAAAUUUAUAAUCAAGUUUACAAAGAUUUAUUGAACAGUUAUCCUGAUUUGAAUUAUUUUCAAGAUAAUCAAAUAAUGAAUAAAUUGAUAAAAACAAUAAUUAGCUUUAUUAUAUAUUUACAAGAACAGUUUCCAGCGCUAAAUAAUGAAGAUGAUGAUUGUAUUUUCCAAUACUAUUUCCCAGGUUUAAUUCAAAUAAUUUCGAUUUUUUAUUAUAAUUUUAAAAAUACUUAUAAAACUUUUGUUUCAAUAUGUCAAUUAUAUCAAUAUAGAUUACCAAAUAUGAUUUUAACUUAUAAAUUGGGUCCUAAAGAAACUCAAUCAAUCAUUAAAGAUUCUUUAAACAGUUAUAUAAUUUAUAAAUUCGAAAAUUUGUUUAAAAAACAUUUGAAUAGAUUAUUUGUUCAUUUCAAAAUUCAAAAUGUGUCUACUUAUGAUUAUUUACCAAAUUUGAUAUUAAGUUUAGGCUUAAAUUUGUUUAAUUUUGAAAUUUCAAAUCAUAUCUUAGAUUUUAUAUUAUUGAGUUUCAAUAAUGAUGAAAUUAUUGUCAAAAUAAUUUUGAAUUUUAUAAUUAAGAUACAGCAUAAAUUGUACGGUUCAAAAAAUGAAAUUUUAAAAAAUUUAUUAACGAUAAAUACUAAUAAUGAUGAUUCAAUAUUUACAUAUGUAAAUGUAGGUUACGAAAUUGAAUUUAUAAAUUUAUUGAAAAAUAUAUAA